Molecule: messenger RNA, 1583 nt
Organism: Adineta steineri
Lineage: Eukaryota; Metazoa; Rotifera; Eurotatoria; Adinetida; Adinetidae
Source: the annotation of a GenBank genome assembly
CACUACAUACACAACCAUCAUCAUCAUCACUAGCAACUUCAACACAUCAAUAUUUAUCAGCAAAACGAUGUCAAAGUGCACAAUCAUCAUUAUCAACAUCAGCAGCUGAUUUACGUGAAUUAACAAAUACACUCCAAGAAUUAAAUAAUCAUUUUAAAAAAAAUGCCAAAAUUUUAUCAGAAAUUAAAGAUAAUAUUGUUAAAGCAAAUGAAAAACCAGACACAAGACCAGCUGAUGAUACUUCUGGUGUACAUAAACUUGAAAGAGUAACUGUUGAAUUACGAUUAGUAUUUUUAAAAAUUGGCGAAAUCGAUACAUUAAAAGAACAAUUUCAAGCUGAAGCAUUUAUUCAAGCACGUUGGUAUGAACCAACUUUAAAAGGCACGGAUAUUGAUUGUUUUGAUGCAAGUAAAUUUUGGAAUCCACUAUUAUAUAUUGAUAAUUCAGUUGGAGAUCUUAAAAAUGAUGUUUGGCAUAAAGUUGUUUAUGAUGGUAUUGAUACACCAAUGAUUUAUGAAAUGAGAAAAAUUAAAGGUGUAUUUCUUGAAAAUCUUGAACUUAAUGAUUUUCCUGUUGAUGUUCAAGAUUUAACAAUAACAGUUUCAACAACAAGAACUGUUAAUGAAGUAUUACUUACUGCUGACACACAUCAAUUAAGUGCUAUUAAUACACAUGCAUUUAUUGAUCAACAAGAAUGGCGUCUACAUGAACAUGUUGAAACAUCUACUAAAUUAUUAUCAAGUCCAUUUACACCAUCACAAAAUCAACAUCCUGCUUUUUCAGCUACUUGUCAUGCUGCACGUCGACCCGGUUAUUUCUAUUGGAAUGUUUAUUUUCUAAUUUUUUUCAUAACAGUAAUGGCUUUUACCACAUUUAGUGUUACUUAUAAUCUUCCGCAAAAUCGUCUUCAAUUAAGUUUUACUCUUCUAUUAACAGCUGUUACAUUUAAAUGGGUAGUUGUUCGAUGUUUACCAACAAUAUCUUAUUUAACAACAUUAGAUAAAUAUGUUCUAUUAUCAAUGGUAAUGUUAUGUGUAGUUUGUGCUUGGCAUUCUAUAAUUGCUGUAUGUCCAACGGAUGUGGCACCACGUUGGGAUAAUUUGGCAUUCAUAACAUUAGUUGUAAUUUAUACAUUAUUUCAUCUAGUAUUUUUUCUUUGGAUGUAUUUUGUUACUUAUCGACGACGACGUGUGAUGAAACGUAAAGAUAAAGAAUAUUUAAAAGCGCGUUUGGAACGUUUAAAUUCUGUUGGUCAUGGAGGCAGUGAAUCUGAUGAAUAUGCUGGUUCAGCUGCAACAACAGUUGUACGUAAAACAUUACCACCAAGAAAAAGUCUUCAACGUUUAUCAAGUGCAUCUGAUAAAGAAUCUCGAUCGAAUUCUGUUGAACAAAAUCAUAAAAUUUUAACAAAUAAACAUGCACUUGAACAACAGCAACAUCGUGCAUCAAUGAGACAAUCUAUAGCAAACCCUAAUUCAAAUCCUUUUCAAACUAAUUAUACAGGUCAACAAAUAUUAUUAACUUCUGGUGAUAUUGAAGCAAUGACAAUGAAGCAAUUUCGUAUUGGUACACUUGGAUGUUAA